This is a messenger RNA of Archocentrus centrarchus (flier cichlid), 1490 nucleotides long. RefSeq names its product tetraspanin-7-like. Bases 53 to 802 code for a protein of 249 amino acids. The transcript has 8 exons. Gene Ontology annotation, cellular component: plasma membrane. Lineage: Eukaryota; Metazoa; Chordata; Actinopteri; Cichliformes; Cichlidae. The record is from RefSeq and is a predicted model, not a curated record.
GGAGAGAGAGGGAGAAGAGGGGAGUCCUGGUUUUGGUGGUCUCAGAUGAAUUAUGGCUCCCAGGAGGAUGGAAACCAAACCGGCGAUCUUCUGCCUGAAGACUCUGCUGCUGCUCUACUCCUUCAUCUUCUGGGUGACAGGAGUGGUGCUGCUGGCAGUAGGGUUAUGGUGGAAGUUCAUGCUGGGUCCCUACAUGUUGCUGAUCUCUAGCAGUCCCUCCAACGCUCCCUACGUUCUCAGCGGCACCGGAGCCGCCAUCGUGCUGUUCGGGCUGUUUGGUUGCUUCGCCGCUUGCAGGGGGCGCCCCUGGAUGUUGAAACUGUACGCUGUGUUUCUGUCUCUGGUCUUCAUGACUGAACUCAUUGCGGGGAUCUCUGGAUUCGUCUUUCGUCAUGAGAUUAAAGGGACCUUCCUCACUGCGUACAGUGCAGCAGUGAUGAGAUAUGACGGACGCGAUGACAGGAGUCUGGCUGUAGACGGCGUCCAACGCAGAUUACACUGCUGUGGAGUUUAUAAUUACACCAGCUGGUUCAGCAGUGUGUAUUUUCCCAUCAGUGGGAUUCCUACCAGCUGCUGUGUUCACAUCUCUGACUGCAGUGAAGCAGACCUGAAGAACGCCACUCUGGCAGCACAGAAAGUCUACAAAGAGGGUUGCUAUGAGCUGGUUGUGUCCUUUAUAGAGAGCAACAUGGGAAUCAUUGCUGGAGUUACCUUUGGCAUUGCCUUCUCUCAGCUGGUAGGUGUAACCCUGGCCUGCUGUUUGUCUCACAUCAUCAACACCAACCAGUACGAGAUGGUCUAAGAGGAAAGCGAUGAAGAUGUAAAUCACCAUGGAAACCUUAGGAAACACACACACACACAAACACACACCGUUCCCAUUCCUCUUGUAUUUAUUUUGUCUUGCUGUGAAAGACUGAAAUUUUACCCCGUAGUGCUCUCUUUGUGUUGUUUGGUUCUCUUUUUGUUUGUGCGAGGCUCAGGUCCUGAAAACCUGCUCUCUGUAACAACCAUAUACAGAAAGUCCCCUUUAGGGGACCACAACACUUGAACAAUUAAAGGACUUUCACUUUUUCCAGUUAAAGUUAAAGGUUCGUUGUGUAACAGUGUACUGUGCUUGAACAAUGUGUCAUUCAUGUUUCAUAUUUUGUGUACUGUGAUAUGACAGAUUUUAUAUUUCUGUUUUCUGUAUAAGUUCACUGACGACUGUUUGAGACGUGAGAUGUUUUCUGAAAAUAAAUGAGGCUGUGUGUUGUGACCAUCCAUCCGACCAUCCAUCCAUCCGACCAUCCAUCCAUCCAUCCAUCCAUCCUCUAUAAGCAUAAACCCAAAUUCAGUAACAAGUGUGACACAACCAGGAAAAACCAACGGGCCUCUUCUGUAGUUACUUGUUGCUAACACUGGGUUGGAUCCUCUUUGUGCCCUCAGAGCUGCUUUAAUUCUUAUUUGCACAGAUUCAACAAAGUGCUGGAAACAUUCCUCAGAGGUUUUGG